UUUUUUUUUUUUUUUUUAGUUCGUUCGUUUACGUAUAUAUAUUCUCUCUCUCUCUCUCUCUUGCACACCCUCAAAACUCAUGAAUGAAGAAGUCAUAUCAUGCAAUGUGCAAUUCCAUUCCAAACACACACACACACACACACACACACACAAAAAAAGUGUUCAAUUUCAUUCCAUCCAAUUCAUUCAGUCUGUUAGUAAUAAUCAUUUCGUUUGGAUGUACAAUUUUCAUUGUGUGGAAUCUUUAAUUUUUUUUUCUGCAAAAUCGAAAAAUUAUUUCGUGUAUGAUGACGGAUUUUUUUUUGUCCAUAUCUCUCGUGUUCAAUUUUGUGUUCAAUGUUGUUGUGUAUUUUUUUUUUUUAUUAAAAUACGAAAAUAAAAUUAUUUGACGUGUGCGCACACGCAUUACAAUCGUAUUUUAUUUAUCCAUCAUUCAUUCAAUAUUUAAUAUUAUAUUCGUGUUUAAUGUGAACAUAAAAAAUUUAAAUUUUUUUUAAAUUUGUUGAAAAACAACAACAAUCCAAUUAUAUAAUUCGAAUCAACAACACUAACGCACGCAAGAAAAAAAAAGAAAAAAAAUGUUUAAACAACAGGAUAUAUAUGGUGGUGGUUAUAUAUAAUCUGAUAUCAUCAUCAUUAUUUCAUCUUAUAAAUCGAUCAUUCCUCGCCAGAAAAAAAACAAACAAAACAAGAAGAAGCAACAGCAAUAAUAUUUACGAAAAAAUUUUCUCAUUUUUUUCCUUGAAAGAAAAAAAAAGAAAAAAAAUGACCCGAUUUAACAAUGAAUUGUCAACGACAACGUCUUCGACGACAACCACAACAACAACAGCCACAGCCACAGCAACAAAAGGCAAGACAACUUGUUCUACUGCUAAUUUUUCAUCAUCAUCAUCAUCAUCAUCAUCAUCACCAUUAAUGGUCGAUAUCGAUAAUAAUGAAAAAAAACCAAUGGUGAAACUAAUUGGCCAACCAUGUGGUCAUCAUGGUUCAUAUACAUUUUAUAAAGCAUUCAGUUAUCGUUAUCGUUCUGAUGAUCAACAUGAACGUGUUCUUAUGUUGGGUGAAUUUUUUUUCAUACGUAUAUCACCAUCGGAUGAUCCUUGUAUUGGUGAAUUACAAUUAGUUUGGGAUGAUCAUCAAAAUGAUCAACAAUUAUCAUCAACCCGGUUAUAUUUUCUACCGGAACAAACACCGGAUGGCCGUUUAUCACAUCAUGGACAGCACGAAGUAAUGGCUGCAAAUGAUAAAGUUAUAUUGAAAUUAACCGAUCUUGUUACAUGGAUAACACAUGAUGUGGAUUGGAUUGCCGGUUCACCAUACAAAUGGAAGCCAUCGAUACAACAACAACAACAGCAACAUGAUAAUGAACCAUCAACAAAAACCAAACAAAUAUUAUCACCAUUAGCAUUUAUUCAUAAUCAAAAUGUGAUACAACGUACAAAUGAAUCAUCACCAUUUCUAACAUUACAACGUUAUAUAUCAAGUUCAUGUAAAAUAAUUUUCAAUAAACGAAAUAUGAAUAUGAAUGAAUAUAAUAUCGAUACAAAAUCAUCAUCAUCAUCAUUAAGUAAAGCAAAUGAACAUCAAAAUGAUCUUUCAACAGUGGUGGUAUUAUCAUAUAAUCGUUAUUGUCGUUAUCGUAAUCUAUUGAAACGUAUAGAAGGCAGAGAAGAAGAGGAAUUGUUUGGCCACUAUAUUGUACAGAAUUUAUUAACCGAAUUGGGCAUUCCACAACAACGAAAUAAAUGUGUUCAUAUAUUAUUCUGUCGUGAUACAUUCAAUAAUGAAGCUUUAUUGAAUAAUGAUCUCAAUUGUGACCAUCUAGCUCCUAAAUUCAAAGGUCGUCCAAAGAAACGUAAACACAAAAUUGUUCAACGACCAUCAUCACCUGAAUCGAUUAGCAGUUCAGAAGAAAAUGGACAACGAUCAUUUCUACCAAGACGUACUAGACUUGAUCUAUACCUCUUUUUUACACAAGCACAAAAAUAUGGUGGAUAUGAAAAGAUAACUAAACAACGUUUAUGGAAAAAACUUUAUGAUGAUCUUGGUGGUGAUAAACGUAGCACCAGUGCUGCAACAUGUACACGUAGACAUUAUGAAAAAUUAUUAUUACCGUUUGAACGGCAAUUGAAUGGCCUUCCCGAUUAUCAUCAUUUAUCGAAACAACAAUGA
Messenger RNA from Dermatophagoides farinae (American house dust mite), 2172 nucleotides. The record is from RefSeq and is a predicted model, not a curated record. NCBI's taxonomy places the organism in Eukaryota, Metazoa, Arthropoda, Arachnida, Sarcoptiformes, Pyroglyphidae.